Aedes aegypti (yellow fever mosquito) is the source of this 3163-nucleotide messenger RNA. RefSeq lists its product as uncharacterized. The transcript is spliced from 2 exons. The record is from RefSeq and is a predicted model, not a curated record. Lineage: Eukaryota; Metazoa; Arthropoda; Insecta; Diptera; Culicidae. The coding region runs from base 57 to 2468 and encodes 803 amino acids.
GGUUAGUCCGUUGAUAGCCGCGAAAGGCGUGAAAGGUUUCAACGGUCGAGUGCAGUAUGGUCCAGUGGUUCGAACCAGUGCUAUUGCUGGCAGCUCUGCUGGUGACCGCUGAAAGUUCAACUCGAAGAAACAAGUACGAAGUUAGUGUCAGGCAUGGUCCGUUCGAAAUCCACCAGAGACACGUGAAUGCAAAGCCUUUCAAAGAGCCAAAUCGAGACAAGCCGGGGACGAUUGGACAAAAUAAUCCCCACAUUGGAUACCGAAGAGAAGUGUCACUUUCUGAAGAAAUCUAUGAGCCUCGAAAGAAGGGACGAAAACGUGGGGAAAGAUGGGAUUCACGAGGUGUAAAAGUCGAGAUGAAAUACGAAAAUCAACGUCAGAAACCCAAAUCUGAGCGAGGAAUGGUUCGAACAAAGCAAGUGGGAUCGUGGAGUUAUACAACAACUAUUGCACCAACUACAACAGAAGCUACAACCAAAACUCCAAUUCAGCAACCAUCUUUUCCAAUUUUUGGAGAGCGGAAUCCAGGCAGUGUUAGAAAGACGACAACAACUCAACAAGCACCACAGGAAGAGCAAUGGAUUUCAAGCACGCCGGCAUAUCAGAACUUUGUGACAACUCAACAGUCCAACGAUGCAAGUGUUCAACAACAAGGAUUCGCAGCUGAAAAAAAUCCACCUAAACCGAUCACUUUCUACAAUACUCAAAGUGCUAGCUAUGGAAACAUCAGAACUCAAGGUGCAAAUCAGUACAACGAGGAUAAUAAUUUCCAACGAACGACUUCUGCGCCCGAACCAAAUCAUAAAUUAACCAUCGUGAAUCCAGUGACUCCAAGUGUGCUAUUCCGGAAUCCUCAGUUAAGAGUUCCUUUCACUUUUGACAGUAUUGAUUCAGUUUCAUUCGAUCCUGCUCCGAAACAGCAUACAACAACUACGACUACAACCACGACGACGACUGCGGCUCCUACAACUACCACAACGACAACCACUACAACACCGCCCCCUCCACCUCCACCUCCACCUCCGCCACCAUCACCAAUUCCAUCCAGGAUAUCAGUUCCUAACUUCCGCAAAACUAUCAAGCUACCGGAAGACGAUAACGAAAAUGCCAUUUAUCUAUUGGUAAAGUAUGAAAAACCACCGAACGGGGGACAGGCGAGGGCACAAGUAAUUGAAAUUUUAGGAGGAAAUACAAAAAUAUUGCAAAGCUCAGGGCCCAACAGGCAGAAUAAUGAAUAUGAUCUCUACCCGAAAAUGGAGGAAACCGUUCGGGAAACUUUGAAAAACGUCAAUCUCAAUAGCGUCGAGGUCUCUUCUUCUGGCUACGCAGUCGAAGAAAAUUUGGACAGUGAUGAACGUAACCAGAUUGGAACUCCUCUUGCCCUUGUGGGUGCACCCAUGCGCGGCAGCAAUCAAGCAAAUCAAAAUAAUCAACCGUCAGAGUUCGUUUCGCAACAAGAUCCACUGGCCCAGAAAUAUCUUCAACAACAGCAGCGAUUCAACGCCCUUCAACAAAAUGUGCAACCCACUGCGACACAAUCUAGUCCACCUAACAACCAAAACAUUCAGCAACCCGCGCAGAUUCAAACUCCUAUUGCAAUGAGUCCACAAGCCUUCCAAACGAGCUUUAUUCUUCCUACCACAUAUUGGGGACUACCCAUGCCUCAGAUGCAACAGCAACCUCAACCAGUGAGCUACAUGCAUCACAACGCUUUCCGAAUUCAGCAUUUGACAGGGCCACAACAAUUCAAUCAGAUUGAUAGCAACACCCAGCAACCCAAUCAGAUCAAGUUGGAAGAUCAAGGAGAUCCUAGAAUCCAGUUCGAUCGCAGCUCGAAAACUCCCGUUGAAGAACCAAAUGGGAAUGCCAUACAACAAGAGUCUGGUUCAACAGAAGAAAGUAAUGAAUCGGGGGCGCAAAAUAGCUAUGGGGAAUAUGUUAGUGAAGCUUAUAAGGAUUACAAUAAAGACGAAGGAGCCCGACGUCCUGAUGUUCAAUCUGCAGAACCCGUAGAAUCUUCCAUGGAAACCCUAAAUGAGACUACAGACCCGCUUGAGUUGUCGAGAAUUCUAGUUAGUCAAAACGGGGGUCUAACUGUAGAUCAGUUCAAUCAACUGUUCAAAGACUAUCUGGACAAAGAGUUGACAGAGAGCGAUCUGCAUAGCUACGAGAGGUUAGAAGACGCAAUCAGUGGUUCGGGAAGAAGUUCACAAGGUGGACAAUCAAUCACUGCCACAACUGAGAGCGGUGAAUCGUUUGAGCAGCAACAACAGCAACAACAGCAGCAGCAACAGCAACAACAACAACAAGAUGACUCAGAGGAGAUUUCCGGAUCUUCGGAAGGAGACGAUCGCAUCCGAGUGCAGAUCAACAAAACCGGAGGGCGACAAGAACCAAUCGUAAAAAUCGGUUACGGAAGCUCCAAAUCCCACCAGGGCGUUUACAAAUCGCCCAAAUUUUUCCAAUAGCUCAAAGAAAGCAGUGGCGAAGAGGAACAAACGGAACAAUGGGAUGCUUCAGGACCGGGACAGCUUCAAGGGCUCGCUCCCAGUGGAUUUGAAGCAGGUCCCAUAUUCGGGUAUCCUGCUUCUGCAAAUCCGCAACAGGGGAGCCAACAGAAACUCGAGGAAUCGCAGCGACAGCAAGAGCAGCAGGAGAAUAGCGUAAGUGACGAACCUACCAACGGUGGCCAUCAUGGAGGACUAAGUUAUAUUAAGUUCGAAAAAUUUAACUAACAGAGACUGAGAGCUAACCAAAAGCAAACGAAUUGUUAAACUAGUGCUAGUUGCAGUUGUUAUUUUUCAAUAAAUUGAAUCGAAAUCACGCCAAACCCGAAUCAAUGCCCUUUUGGUUUCUUUCACGUUUACCCACCAUGUAAAGGAAUACCAAUGAGGAAGCAAAACGAUCGCACAUCUUGUUUAAUUCAUAUUCAAACCACGUUCCGUUCGAUACGCAUGCUCUACUUCGCGUUUAUUAGGCCGAGUGAGGUGGUUAACAUGAUACCGGUAGGAGCUUUUACUUGCUAAUGAAAGUAACAUCACGCUUGUUUGCCUUUGUUCGAUGCGGAUUCAUUCAAUCAAGUUUAUUAGGAUAAUUAUGCAAUAUUUAUGAUCAGUGUGUCGAAAUAUACGAUUUUAUCGGUUGGGAGUUAGUUAAACUUCUU